Messenger RNA from Sodiomyces alkalinus F11, 830 nucleotides. Its product is annotated as dUTP pyrophosphatase. Gene Ontology annotation, biological process: dUMP biosynthetic process; dUTP catabolic process. The transcript has 2 exons. Bases 15 to 563 code for a protein of 182 amino acids. The record is from RefSeq and is a predicted model, not a curated record. Gene Ontology annotation, molecular function: magnesium ion binding; dUTP diphosphatase activity. Lineage: Eukaryota; Fungi; Ascomycota; Sordariomycetes; Glomerellales; Plectosphaerellaceae.
CCGCGAAGGCCGACAUGACCACUGCCGAAUCCGUCACCUCCCCACCGACCUCUCCUCCCGCCAAACGUGUGAAGACCACUACAGACGAACAUCCCAAGAUGGCAACCUCAGAACAAGCCCCACCCCUCCUCGUCAAGAAGCUCUCUGAUAAGGCUCGCCUGCCCACCCGUGGCUCCGCCUUCGCCGCCGGUUACGACCUCUACGCCGCCAAGGAGACCACCAUCCCGGCCCGCGGCAAGGCCCUUGUUGACACGGAUAUUGCCAUCUCCGUCCCGGCCGGAACCUAUGGCCGCAUCGCCCCUCGUUCUGGUCUUGCUGCCAAACACUUCAUUGACACGGGCGCCGGCGUUAUCGAUGCUGACUACCGCGGCCAAGUCAAGGUCCUGCUCUUCAACCAUUCGGACACCGAUUUCUCCGUCGCCGAGGGUGACCGUGUCGCUCAGCUCGUCAUCGAGCGCAUCUACACCCCGGAGGUUGUUGAAGUCGCCGAGCUGGAGGAGAGCGUGCGUGGAGCCGGCGGGUUUGGUAGCACGGGCGUGUCACUUGACAAGCCGGCAGCAUGAGCCAUGACCCCGAACUGACACAAUAUCACAAUAUCACGAUGGACACCCGACAUGAAGAACAGUUGCCUUUCCGAGGCCUGGGCAGCGAAUCUGUAGUGGAACUCAAUAGACCUGGACUAUGGAAAACUGGUCCCAACUAGAUGGUGGAAUGAGACAUGAAUACCUAUUGCAUAACUAGGCUCCUCUUUUCUAUAUGGUCUUUGACUUCCAAGUCCCGUUCUAUAAGUGUCUCUCCUUUUUUCCCCCCAAGUAACCAGCUUCAUGCAC